Messenger RNA from Diatraea saccharalis (sugarcane borer), 2527 nucleotides. Lineage: Eukaryota; Metazoa; Arthropoda; Insecta; Lepidoptera; Crambidae. The record is from the annotation of a GenBank genome assembly.
AUGUUCAAAAACUGUAUCGUAAUAGUUUUUCUGUGUACUAAAGUGCAGUGUCAAUCCAAUAAGGACUUGUACAAUGGACAGUAUGGGGAGUACAAUAAAGAAUACGAUCCUUCGCAAGCCAAAAAACGCCCAAACCCAGGCGACACUGACUACAGAACUUAUGUGUACAAUAACAGAAGAUAUGGAACAGAUCCAACUCGCUAUAAUCCAUAUAAUCCGAACAUAAAUCAGCCUGGUGGCUUUCCAUACAAUCCACUGCCAUACAAUCCAUUAAACCCUAACCCUUUGGAUGACCAAUUCAAAUACACUCCAAAUCGAGAUCCAAAUAAUCCAGAUGCAUUAUUCCCUGGUGUACUUGGUGGGUGGAGAGAAGACUUACAAGGAAGGGAGCGAAGAGACUCCAGACAGUUGAAAAGAGAUAUUUUUGUUACUACCAACUAUGGUCAAGUGCAAGGGUUUAAGGUUUAUCUGUAUGAUAACCCAGAUCCUAAUUCAGGAUACAGACCUUGGCUGACCCCUGUGGAAAGAAUUCAAGGAGAGGUGUCUGUAUUCUUGGGAAUACCGUACGCUAGACCACCUGUUUUAGAAGGCAGAUUUAAGCCACCACGACAACACCCGGGUUGGCAACUAAUACAAGCUGUAGACUGGGGUCCAGCUUGCCCUCAGAUGGCAAGUCUUACAGGAGAUACCAAAGGCAUAAGGGACAUGGACGAAGACUGCUUGUACUUGAACAUAUUCUCACCAAAUACAGAGGCAGGUUCAACCGCCCAGAAGUAUGCUGUGAUGGUAUACAUUCACGGUGGACAGUUCUCCUCCGGGGCGUCGAAUCUGUUCCCCGCGCAUAUGCUCGCUGGUUUUUAUGAUGUCGUCGUGGUCUCCUUCAACUACCGGCUAGGAGCACUAGGUUUUCUUUCAACUGGCGAUGAGAACUCGCCAGGUAAUUAUGGCAUACUGGACCAAGUGAUGGCAGUAAGAUGGGUUCAUGAGAAUAUAGACGCUUUCAAUGGCGACCGCAACUCCAUCACACUGUUCGGUCCCGGCGCCGGCGCCGCAUCCGCCGGACUGCUCGCCCUCGCGCCGCCCACCAGGGAUAUAGUCAACAAAGUCAUUGCGCAGAGCGGUUCAGCAUUAGCUGAUUGGGCGAUGAUAGAGGACAAGUUCCGUGUACAAAAUACAUCUAUCCUGCUCGGCAAGUACGUGGGUUGCCCCACGGAUUCCUCGUGGAAACUAGUUAACUGUCUGCGUCAGAGCAGAAGUAUAUACGAUCUGGGCAACGCACAAGUUUCGCCCCAAGUCGGUCUGAUCCCGUUUGGUCCCGUUCUAGAGAAUAAUUUCACUUUUCCGGGCGACGAAUGGUAUGAAGGGUGGAGGGAACGAGACUGGCACUUCUUGAACAUGAUGCCCGAGGAAUUGGUGAAGAGGAGACAAUUCAACCCGGCCCUACGGUACAUGACCGGCGUCACCACACAAGAGGCUGCUUAUUAUAUUUACAACAACGCUUCUCUAGCACCGCGGUACGAGAUCAACGAGAACUGGUUCAACCAGAAGGUGGCGGAACUGGUUCUACGUUACAACUACACGCUGAACCCUCGCGGCGUUUACGAAGCCGUCAGAUACAUGUACACCUACCAUCCAGAUCCUCACAACGUCAGCGCUAUAAGAGACCAAUACAUACACCUUCUCUCGGAUUUCCUCUACCGUGCACCCACCGAUAAGAUGGUAAAGCUGCUACUAGAACAAAAUGUGCCUGUAUACAUGUACGUUCUCAACACGACCGUGGAAGCGUACAAAUGGCCCGAGUGGCGUCUGUAUCCUCACGAUAUAGAGAGAGUAUUCCUGACUGGGGCACCUUUUAUGGACCAAGAGUUUUUCCCACUAAAACAACGUAUAGACAGACAAAUGUGGACCCCCAAUGAUCGCAAUAUGAGCCAUUUCUUCAUGAAGGCGUAUUCGGAUUUUGCUAGAUUUGGAAAUCCGACUCGUUCACGUAUCCUGGGUAUCCACUUCGAGGAAGCGAAAGCUGGACAGCUUCGUUACUUAAAUCUGAACACAACCUUCAACUCCAGCAUACAGCUCAACUACAGACAGACGGAACUCGCAUUCUGGACAAUGUACCUGCCCAGCGUUAUAGGACGACUGGUGCCUACGUACCCGCCCAUCACAGAGUAUUGGUGGGAGCCGAAACAGCCUCUACAGAUCGCCUUUUGGUCAGUGUCGAGCGCGUGUCUGGUGCUUAUAGUAUUGCUGGUCGUCUGUUGCAUGCUGUGGCGUAAUGCGAAACGGGCUGCUCCACCUAAAUGGAAAAUGGUACCAGCUGUUGAAACGGACCGGUACUACAGUGGCGACAUCUUCAUGGUGCCAGAUGAAGGUAUAGAGAACGCGUCCCGGUCGCGCGACAACAUAUACGAGUACCGCGACGUGCCAGUCAAGCGGCCGCCCACGCCGCAGACGCUCAGUCGCGCGGUCAGUACAAUUACUUAUAUAUAUUUAUUUAUUUAGCUCACUAAACAAGUUACAGUAAUAUACA